Molecule: messenger RNA, 1251 nt
Organism: Acomys russatus (golden spiny mouse)
Lineage: Eukaryota; Metazoa; Chordata; Mammalia; Rodentia; Muridae
Gene: Sirt5
Product: sirtuin 5
Exons: 9
Coding region: 104-1036 (310 amino acids)
Molecular function (GO): NAD+ binding; protein-malonyllysine demalonylase activity; protein-succinyllysine desuccinylase activity
Source: RefSeq, a predicted model, not a curated record
CAGCUCUCCGCCCCGAGGCCUCACCAGCUAGGCAGGUCUGGGCUGCCUUCUGCAGCUUUUCUAAAGCCUGCCCGGAGGAAGUAGUACUUCAAAGCAAAACCUGAUGCGACUGCUCCAGACUGUUCCGAGCCGAUUCAUUCCCCAGCUGUACUGUAGACGGAAGCCUCCAGCAUCCCCACAAAGCAAGAUCCGCCUCACCAUGGCCCGUCCGAGUUCAAGUAUGGCAGAUUUUCGGAAGUGUUUUGCAAACGCAAAGCACAUAGCCAUCAUCUCCGGGGCUGGUGUCAGUGCGGAGAGUGGGGUUCCGACUUUCCGAGGAGCUGGAGGUUACUGGAGAAAGUGGCAGGCUCAGGACCUGGCGACUCCUCAGGCCUUUGCCCGCAACCCAUCCCAGGUGUGGGAGUUCUAUCACUACCGGAGGGAGGUCAUGCAGAGCAAGGAGCCGAACCCUGGGCACCUGGCCAUUGCCCAGUGUGAAGCCCGGCUGCGUGACCAGGGUCGGCGGGUUGUGGUCAUCACCCAAAACAUCGAUGAGCUGCAUCGCAAGGCUGGCAGCAAGAACCUGCUGGAAAUCCAUGGAACCUUAUUUAAAACCCGCUGCACCUCGUGUGGCGCUGUGGCAGAGAAUUACAGGAGUCCCAUUUGUCCAGCUUUAGCAGGAAAAGGGGCCCCAGAACCAGAAACUCAGGACGCCAGGAUCCCAGUCGACAAACUCCCUCGGUGUGAGGAGGCAGGGUGCGGAGGCUUGCUGCGACCUCAUGUGGUGUGGUUCGGAGAAAACCUGGAUCCUGCCAUCCUGGAGGAAGUGGACAGGGAGCUCGCCCUCUGUGACCUGUGUCUAGUGGUGGGAACGUCCUCUGUGGUCUACCCAGCUGCCAUGUUUGCCCCUCAGGUGGCUUCCAGGGGAGUCCCAGUGGCUGAGUUUAACAUGGAAACCACCCCAGCCACCAACCGAUUCAGGUUUCACUUUCAGGGACCCUGUGGGACAACUCUACCUGAAGCCCUUGCUCCCCACAAAACUGAAAGGAUUUCUUAACUGUCCUGUAGAAUGAGAAGAUCAUGUAGCACCAAACCAGGCCACCAACAGGAGACAUGGUUUUGUGGAUGGUGAGCUGAACUUCAAAAAAUCUAAAAGUACGCUCCGAGCCCCCAGCAGACAGUCUGUCUGUCAAGUGAUUGGUCUUCCAAAUACCAACAGCAAGUGUGUUUUCUCUGGGUCAAGUGUCAAGUUCUUCCAUUUUAUUAGAUUAG